Molecule: messenger RNA, 2016 nt
Organism: Galleria mellonella (greater wax moth)
Lineage: Eukaryota; Metazoa; Arthropoda; Insecta; Lepidoptera; Pyralidae
Exons: 2
Coding region: 489-1478 (329 amino acids)
Molecular function (GO): DNA binding
Source: RefSeq, a predicted model, not a curated record
AUAGUAUGAGUACGAUUUAAAUCGUAUAUCUGUCAACCCUAUUAGCAAGACAGCGACAAAAUCACGUUGCAUAACAAUGUAGCCCAAGCUUAUAUCUUAUGAAAUAUACGGAAGAGAUACACACUUAGAAAAAACAGAAAUGUUGUUCUUUGUGGAAGUCAUUGAUGAAAUUCUAUGUAUUUUAGCCCGCAAACUUUCUUCAAACAAAAACAGCGCCAUCUAGUAUCGAGUUCUGUAAUUAUCUCUUUGUUUAUGGAUUUGAAGUAAGACCGCCACGCAUGCAAUACAUUAUGACUGGGGAUUCCCAUAUUCGUCGACGCUGAAUAUGAGGCGACGACAAUCACUGUCAAACGUGUUCACUAUUACUCUGACUCUGGUAACGUGACUUCCUGGUAACGUGUUAGGUAGGAAAAGCAGUAAAAAAGUGCAUAUUAAGGGAGCAGAUUUGAAAUAAUAUUUAUACUUAACAAGAAAUAAUUAAAGGUUCAAUGGGGAGACCUAAAGAUUUACGCAUAUGGGAGCACUACCGUACUUUACCAAACAAGUCUGUUUCUUGCAAGCUUUGUAAUAAGGUCUACAAAUUCAGUAAUGCUGCCAAAAUGCUUCAACAUCUUAUCACUUGUCCAAAAUCUCCAGAAACAUUAAAAGACUCUAUGAAACUUAUAAAAGAUAGCUCGUCCAAAACCAAAAUGUCUGGACUGUCAGAGAUAGAGACAAAUGAUUCUUUUAUAAGCCCCUCGUCGUCUGCUAACACUAUAAAUGCUGAGUUUCAAGACACCGAUGAUCAUAUAAAAACAGAAUUAGCGAGAGCUAUAUUUGUAACAGGGACGCCAUUAUCGAUGGUGCAACAUCCUUUAUGGAUACAAUUUUUCGAAAAAUUGCAACCAAAAUUUAAAAUACCUUCACGUAAAGCUUUAGCGACAAAAUACUUAGAUAAAAUAUAUAGAGAAAUGCGUUUUGAGUUAAAUGAGGAACUAAAUGCUUGUAGUUACUUACACCUUCAGUGCGAUGGCUGGUCUAAUUUAAGAAAUGAAGGAAUAAUAAACUUUCUUACGAGUAUAUCAAAACCUCAACCUGCAUACGUUAAAAGUUUGAAUACAGAAAGUAAUCCUCACACUAGUGAAUACCUUAGCCAAGAAGUUGAAAAAGUAAUGAAAGUGUAUGGAGCAAAUAAGUUUCUUGUACUUAUUGGCGAUAACGCUAGAAAUAUACAAAAGGCAUUCGAAUUAACAAAACUCAAAUAUCCACAUGUUGUUCCUCUCGGUUGCUGUGCACAUAUCCUUAACUUGUUGUGCCAAGAUAUUGUAAAGAUACAAGAAGUAACUGUGUUUAUUAUGCAAGCCAUAAAUAUAAUAAAAACUGUUAAAAGGAGUCAACGAUUAAGUUCCUUGUUGAUAAAAUCAAGGCAGGGUGAAGAUUCUACACAAACACUAAAAUUGCCUUGUGCUACAAGAUGGGGAAGUAUGUUACUUCGUUAAAAAGUUUGAAAGCAAAUAAGAUAGCUUUGCAAAUAUUAACAGUUAGAGAAGAUGUGGUAAUUUCAAGAGAUAUUAAAGAUUUAAUUCUAAGUGAUGAUUUCUGGACGAAGACAGGGGAAUGUAUAAGUAUUUUGGAACCAGUCACUGAAAGCAUAUUUUACUUAGAGAGCGACCAGAAUCGUUUGCAUCGCACAUACAUUACAUUUAGAGAUGUACAAGCUAAGAUACGUUUUGCAUUAAAUGAGAUUUCGACAUUGAGCGAAGAAAGCAAACAGCAGAUUCUAACAUCAGUAUCUUCAAGAUGCAAUAUGGCAAUGAGGCCAAUACAUUUUGCAGCAUAUAUUCUAGACCCCAGGACUCUAGGAGUCGAACUUACUCAAGAGGAAGAACUUAAGGGUAUGGAGUUUAUCUACAAUUUAAGCCAACACUUAAGUUUGUCAAAUGUAAUGGCAGAUUUGGCGUGUUAUAAAGCUAAAGAAAACUUUUGGGCCAGAGGAUUUGUAUGGAGCUCAUUAGAUAGCAUUGAGCCCCUAAUAUG